Molecule: messenger RNA, 717 nt
Organism: Sclerotinia borealis F-4128
Lineage: Eukaryota; Fungi; Ascomycota; Leotiomycetes; Helotiales; Sclerotiniaceae
Source: the annotation of a GenBank genome assembly
AUGGCACAUAUUUCGGGUGUCGGCGCGUUCUUCGUCAUAGUUCUAAUCGUCGCCCUGAUCGGAGGGGUGGGUUGGAUUGUCUACACACAUUUGCGAGCACGACGAUUAGGAUUACCACAACCCACUUUAUCGUCCUACAACCCAUUCAGCGGUGGAUCUGAUCGAUAUGGUAGCUCAGGGUCAGGGCAAGGUGGAAUGGUCGGAUGGGUGAAGGAUAAAGUCAAUGGAUUUAAGACUCGCAAUAAUCGAUCGGCCGGAGGGGCAUACGAAGAACCAUUGAGCAGCAACGUACGCGGUCGCGCAGCAAAUCGAGGUUUUGGUCCACUUGAUCCUGAUGACGCCUGGGAUGCGCGAGUAGGGACAGAAGCAGAUGCUUAUGGACCUGGAGGAUAUUAUGAGGAGCGAGAGCUUGGUUUACAUGAUGGGCAUUCGGGAGUUGCAGUAACACCGGGUUCGGUACCUGCGGAAUUCUCAAGUCCUACUCGUGGCAGAAACUUAAGCCGUGAGCCUGAACCAUAUGUUGGAGGAUCAAAGGCCGGGCUCGAUAGACGUUAUGAUGAGGAGAUGGGCAUACAACCAGCGAACAAUCCUUUCGACGAUCCAAACGAAUUGAGAGGUGUCAGUCCUCGACCAGUGGACUCCAACGCAAAGGGACAUAAGGCGCAGGAUAUUGAUAAUCAUUCGGAAAGGAGAUCGAUGUUUAGAGAGAACAUGUAG